AUCAGGACAAAACUAUAACUUUCGAUAAUAAACAACUAUCUGCAAUCACAAAUGGAAUACCUUUUAAAUAUCUAGGAGCAUGGUUUUCAACAAAUAGAAAGCCAACACUAGUACAAAAAGAAAUUAUAGCUAAGGCACAUCAUAACUUUUUGCCUUCUAUACUGACUAUAUUCUUCUUUCCUUUUAGCCUCACAAACAAACACCCUCAACAAGACCUGUAUACAACUAGUCAAAAACAAAGCAAAACUAGCUCAAGGACUACGACUUCAACAACUACAAGAUGCUGCAAAUACCAACAUCUCUAUCCUUUCACAACUCCUGGUCUUUCCAACGAUACAAAUCAUAUACAAACCUAUCAAAUGAUAUUGGCUUUGCAUACACUUGAAUUGCAAACCUCACGCAAUGGAGACAACUGGCCUCUUCCGAAAGAAUUUAUUGGUACUCCAAUAAACCAGAUUCUUCUAAACCAUCCUAGGGCUUUAUACCUUAAAGAGAAACUAAACAAACACAAUGUUUUUAGUAUAGAACAAUUCUUAAACACAACUAGCACUGAACUUUUAGAUUUAGGAUCUAAUAACAAGCUCUACAAAUCCUUCAUCAGUAGCUUUACAGCUAAAUCCUUAUACUCUAACUACUGUAAUUGGACUCACAACAAAAAGGGCUGGAUGAUUACAAACAAACUAGUUAUUGGAAGAAUAUACAACUCAUUGAAUGAAACGCUUAAAACUCAACAUUACAUCUUACAACCAGAUAAUACAAUAAUUGCUUGCCAGGGCUGUAGUCUUAAAAACCAUUACUACCGGGAUAAAUACUGCUACUUCAACGCAACAAAGCCUUUCUACAACCUACAAGUAGAUUGUAAGAAAAGGACCCACAUCGAUUUAAAUGAUUUCAAAAAAGCAUUAGUUCUUAAUUCCGCCUAUAUACCUUUACUGAGUAAUAUAACAACACUUCCAGCUCUGGCUAAACCUCUCUGCGCUUUUACAAAUCCUCCUAUUGUGCUCUGGGACACACUUACAAAAACAAAUUUUAAGGCAAAAACCUUAACACUUACUAUGACAA
This is a messenger RNA of Ambispora leptoticha, 1062 nucleotides long. NCBI's taxonomy places the organism in Eukaryota, Fungi, Glomeromycota, Glomeromycetes, Archaeosporales, Ambisporaceae. The record is from the annotation of a GenBank genome assembly.